AUGGCGGAUCAGCUUACCGAUGACCAGAUCUCCGAAUUCAAGGAAGCCUUCAGCCUAUUCGACAAGGAUGGAGACGGUUGCAUCACUACCAAGGAACUUGGUACUGUGAUGAGGUCUCUGGGGCAGAACCCUACUGAGGCUGAACUUCAGGACAUGAUAAAUGAAGUGGAUGCAGAUGGUAAUGGAACCAUUGACUUCCCAGAAUUUCUGAACCUCAUGGCCAGGAAGAUGAAGGAUACUGACUCUGAGGAGGAGCUGAAAGAGGCAUUCAGAGUUUUUGACAAGGAUCAAAAUGGGUUCAUUUCUGCUGCGGAGCUGCGCCAUGUGAUGACAAACCUGGGAGAGAAGCUUACUGAUGAAGAAGUUGAUGAGAUGAUACGGGAGGCUGAUGUUGAUGGUGAUGGGCAGAUCAACUACGAGGAGUUUGUUAGGGUGAUGAUGGCUAAGUGA
Ilex paraguariensis (yerba mate) is the source of this 450-nucleotide messenger RNA. The record is from the annotation of a GenBank genome assembly. NCBI's taxonomy places the organism in Eukaryota, Viridiplantae, Streptophyta, Magnoliopsida, Aquifoliales, Aquifoliaceae.